Molecule: messenger RNA, 1619 nt
Organism: Musa acuminata subsp. malaccensis (wild Malaysian banana)
Lineage: Eukaryota; Viridiplantae; Streptophyta; Magnoliopsida; Zingiberales; Musaceae
Molecular function (GO): lipid binding
Source: RefSeq, a predicted model, not a curated record
AAAACUCCAAAAUUACCCGCCCACUGUUUCUUGUCCGAGUAUGAAGCGACGAAUCCAAUCCAUCUCUCACUCGCUUGCACGCCUCUCCGCUUCGUUCUCCUUCCCAUCUCUGCCGACUAGAUGGCCGAGCCCCGAACCCUACCACCCAAUUCGGCGAGGGCACUGCCCGAUUCAGACGAGUUCUGGCGGGAGAACCCCGGCGGCGGUUGGGCGACGGCGGUCGUCGUGCUACUCCUUCUCUCGUGGCAGCUCCUGCGGCUCUUCUUCUCCCGUCGCCACCGGGCGGCCUCCGUAGCUGCGGGAUCGUCGCCGGCCUCGACCACGAUGGGGAGUUUGGAAGGAGGUCCUUCGGCAGGGAUAUCUAAGCUCAUAACUGAUGCUGAUCUGAGAGACUUGAUGAUUAGUUUGGAGGGGAAUCUCGAAGAAAAUGAGAGAUGGAAAGAUGUGAUUGAGAAAAGCAGUGAUCUUGUGUCCUACAAAGCGAAGUGCUGCCGGCCAAAAGAUGGUCCCCUUAAAUACCUUAGUGUUACAACAUUCGAGAAAUGUUCGGCAGAGUUAUUAAGGGAUUUCUAUAUGGAUAAUGAGUACAGAAAAGAGUGGGACAAGAUUUUGAUUCAGCAUGACCAACUGCAAGUUGAUGAAAAUAGUGGGACAGAAAUUGGGCGUUCUGUAAAAAGGUUUCCACUCCUGACCCCAAGAGAAUAUGUAUUAGCAUGGCGUGUGUGGGAAGGAAAAGACAAAACUUUCUUUUGCCUUAUUAAGGAUUGUGAACAUCCUCUAGCUCCACGGGAAAAGAAGUAUGUUCGUGUUGUUUUUUUCAGAUCGGGUUGGUGUAUAAGAGAAGUUCCUGGUAGGGAUGCAUGUGAGAUAACAAUGGUGCACCAAGAAGAUGCUGGACUCAAUAUUGAGAUGGCAAAACUGGCAUUUGCCAAGGGAAUAUGGAGCUAUGUGUCUAAGAUGAAUAGCGCACUGCGUCAAUAUUCUUCCCAUCCUAGUCGUUCAAUAUUGGUCCCCAUUCUUCUUAGACUUACUAAAAAGGUCCCACCAGAGUUGGAAACGAAUGCUGCUGAGACAAGUAUUCAGAAAGUUAAAGAGAGAUCAGGCAGUGACUUUGGCAGUCAAAGUAGGGUGGAUAUUUCACAGAAAAAACCAUCUAGAUCUUCAAAGAAGUGGAUAGCAAACGGGCUUUUGCUUCUUGGUGGCAUCAUUUGCCUUUCUCGACGCCGCCCGAACAUUGGCACCCAGCUGGCCAUGGCAUGCAUUUUAAAGAAGCUUAUGAACAAUGGAGCAGAGUCAAGCCAAGUUGAGUCUGCCCAACUUAGACCAGAUCAUCGAAAGACCAGACAUAUUGGUUGAUUUUCAUCAAUAAACCUUCUUCAGCCUGCUAUAAAGUCCUGUCUCGCAGGACAUCUAACUGCUCCAGUAUUCAGUUGUUUAUGUAAUCUCCAUGCCGUCAUGAUGCAUGUUUUCUUUUUGUUUUUCCUCGAAUGUAAAAAGGUCAUGAUGCAUGUUUUCUUUUUGUUUUUCCUGGAAUGUAAAAAGGAAUCAGUCGUGUAUUUUCUUAAAAGGUCGUCUAGUUGUUAAUAGUGUGAUUGAUGAAUGCAUUGCCUUGAUUGGUA